CUUCCAAAUAUCAAUUGUGCCUUGUUUCUUUUUUUCCUUUUUCAGAUUCCAUAUAAUUCUUUUCUUGAAUUUAGAGUCCUCCAAAACUGCUUGUUUUUCUUCUUAUUCCCGAUUCUUGAUUUGAUCUUCUUUUAAUUUAAGCAAAACCCUAGUAUUUUCUUGCUGAAUUAUACGGUAUUUUGGAGGAAUUGAAUCAGGAAAAAAGAAAAUUUAAUUGGAGAUCAGUCAGAGAUGGCAAUAGCUGCACCAGAACAGCUUAAUCUUACGGAAGCUCCAACUUGGGGGUCUAGAACCGUUGAUUGUUUCGAGAAAUUGGAGCAGAUUGGUGAAGGCACUUAUGGUCAAGUGUACAUGGCAAAAGAAAUUAGAACAGGGGAAAUUGUUGCUUUGAAGAAGAUACGCAUGGACAAUGAAAGAGAAGGGUUUCCAAUAACUGCUAUACGUGAGAUUAAAAUCUUAAAGAAGCUGCACCAUGAAAAUGUGAUUGACCUGAAAGAGAUUGUAACAUCUCCAGGUCGUGAGAAGGAUGAGCAAGGAAGGCCAGAUGGUAACAAGUAUAAAGGUGGAAUCUACAUGGUCUUUGAGUACAUGGACCAUGAUUUGACUGGGCUUGCUGAUCGUCCUGGAAUGAGAUUUUCAGUUCCGCAGAUUAAGUGUUACAUGAGGCAGCUUUUGACGGGACUGCAUUAUUGUCAUGUAAAUCAAGUACUUCAUCGUGAUAUUAAAGGUUCCAAUCUUCUGAUUGACAACAAAGGCAAUUUGAAGCUUGCCGAUUUUGGGCUUGCUCGAUCCUUCUCAAAUGAUCACAAUGCAAAUCUUACAAAUCGUGUGAUUACUUUAUGGUACAGACCACCUGAGUUGCUUCUUGGGACCACAAAGUAUGGUCCAGCCGUUGAUAUGUGGUCUGUUGGUUGCAUCUUUGCUGAGCUGCUUCAUGGAAAACCAAUCUUUCCGGGGAAGGAUGAGCCAGAGCAGCUGAACAAGAUUUUUGAGUUGUGUGGCUCUCCUGACGAGGUUAAUUGGCCUGGAGUUUCCAAGAUUCCAUGGUAUAACAAUUUCAAACCAUCAAGGCCAUUGAAAAGACGUCUAAGGGAGGUUUUCAGACACUUUGAUCGACAUGCUUUGGAGUUGCUUGACAAGAUGCUGACCCUUGACCCGUCUCAGAGAAUAUCAGCCAAGGAUGCACUUGAUGCCGAGUAUUUCUGGACUGAUCCAUUACCAUGCGAUCCAAAGAGUUUGCCAACCUAUGAAGCUUCACAUGAGUUCCAGACAAAGAAAAAGCGACAGCAGCAGAGGCAGCAUGAGGAAGCAGCUAAACGUCAGAAACUGCAUCACCAGCAGCAGCAUGGUCGGCUUCCACCGGUUCAGCAGUCAGGGCAAGGACAUACUCAAAUGAGACCAGGGCCAAAUCCCUCAAUGCAUGCAUCCCAUCCUCAGGUUGCUGGCGGACCUAGCCACCACUAUGCAAAGUCUCAUGGGCCUCCAGCAGGAGCAGGCAGAUAUCCAGCUGGUGGAAAUCCUUCUGGAGGAUACGGUCACCCUACUCGUGGCCAAGGUGGAGCUUAUGGCAGUGGUCGAUAUCCACCUCAAGGAAGGGGUACCCAAUAUGGUUCAGGAGGAAUGCCAGGAGGUAGUGGUCCCCGGGGAGUUGGAGGCACAAAUUAUCCCCACGGUGCCCCAUAUGGGUCGUCUGGUACUGGACGUGGCUCAAAUGUGAAUCGCAACCAACAACAAUACAAUUGGCAGCAGUAAUGCUUCAUUCCUGCUACCAAUAUGGUAAGCAAAAUGUGCAAUCUAUGUGAAAUAAAAAGAAGUGAACUGUGGAUUGGAAUAUCGCGCACUUCAUUGAUUUUCUGAUCCACCUCAUGCAUGGCAAGAGAAGGGAGGCAGCGUGUGGGAGGGCAUCGAAUGAACCUGUUUAUAUGGAAAGUUGUCAUGCUGAAGGUAACGUAAAAUAUGUAUGUUAUGUUCUAUGGACAUUGUCUUAUGUUUCUAUCCACGUCCAAAAUUUAUUUGUGAACAGAACAACCAUAAACUAUACUCUGCUAAGGAGCACUUAUUUCAUCCAUUUGUGGGGAAUCUUCCUUUUGUUUGAAUACUGAAGUUUACUCCUAUGCGAAUCAUAAAUUGAGAUCCAAAUGUGUAACAGCUCUUUUAUAUUUGUGAGCUGAAUUAAUUGAAAAGAUGAGCCAUAUCGCCUGUAAAUAUUUCUAGACUUCUGUA
Messenger RNA from Solanum dulcamara, 2223 nucleotides. Its product is annotated as cyclin-dependent kinase C-2-like. Lineage: Eukaryota; Viridiplantae; Streptophyta; Magnoliopsida; Solanales; Solanaceae. Bases 232 to 1752 code for a protein of 506 amino acids. The record is from RefSeq and is a predicted model, not a curated record. Gene Ontology annotation, molecular function: cyclin-dependent protein serine/threonine kinase activity; ATP binding; RNA polymerase II CTD heptapeptide repeat kinase activity. The transcript is spliced from 12 exons. Gene Ontology annotation, cellular component: cyclin-dependent protein kinase holoenzyme complex; nucleus. Gene Ontology annotation, biological process: protein phosphorylation; positive regulation of transcription elongation by RNA polymerase II.